Messenger RNA from Stegastes partitus (bicolor damselfish), 2382 nucleotides. It is a transcript of the gene gdpd2, whose product is annotated as glycerophosphodiester phosphodiesterase domain containing 2. Bases 308 to 1945 code for a protein of 545 amino acids. Gene Ontology annotation, biological process: lipid metabolic process. The record is from RefSeq and is a predicted model, not a curated record. Gene Ontology annotation, molecular function: glycerophosphodiester phosphodiesterase activity. Lineage: Eukaryota; Metazoa; Chordata; Actinopteri; Pomacentridae. Gene Ontology annotation, cellular component: plasma membrane. The transcript has 17 exons.
ACAGACUCACUGCAUGUGAAAGGGAUGCGAGAAAAGCAGAGUGGAGGCAAACAGAGUGGGUUUCCCAAGAAGAGAGUUCACUGCAUCAUUUAAUGACCCAGUUUGGUUCAUGGUUUGUUUUUAAAAGGACAAGCACCUCUUUCCUGCACCUCCAGGACACACUGGUUCAGGGAGGUGAAUGAGACCAGACCUCUCCUCUGCAUCCUGAAAACGCUCCAUAUCAGGACUCCCUUCAUCCUUCUUCAAGCUGCUGGUAUCAGGUGUCCAGAAUCUACAUUUCCUACGCUGUGAAUGAAGAGAAGAAGUGAUGUCUCACAACAACAGCUGCUGCAGAUUUUGCUGCAGGGGCUUGUAUAGCUGCCACUGGAGUGGCUCGAGUAAAAAUAAAAGAAAAUGCCCAUGUUGCUGGUUCUCAGUGGUCACGUUGGUGUCCCUGCUCUCCCUCUGCUGGAUGUACAUCUGUCUAGUCAUGUUUAAUGACCGCGAGGACGUUAACUGGCAGGGGUUCACAAAGCUCAAACAGUGGGUGAACUGGUUCAUGGUGGUGAUCAUCAUUUCCGCAGUGUUAACCAGCUACUGCGUUCUGCUGCUGCUCUUUGCACUGUUCCAAGUUGCCUUAGGAGAACAACUCGACUUGCACUGGCUGCACAAGAUCUUCUUAUUUUUUGGUGUCAUAUUCCUCACUGUCGGGGUCACGGGAAUUAGCCUCGAGUGGCGACAAGAAUGGCCAACUGUUCCUCUUUCACUCCAGGCCACCGGUCCUUUCUUACAGUUUGGUGCCGUUGGAGCCUUGACUCUGCUGAGCUCGUUUGUCUUCCAGGGCUUCCACAGGGCCAAAACAGGUCACAAGUUCCUGAUUGCCGGGACAUUUCUUGUGGUGUCUGCAGCCAUCUUCCUGUGUCCCCUGUUUAUCCAGUCUCCUUGUCUAAUAGAACUGAGGGAAUUACCUGAAAAGCCCAAAUUCAUCGGCCACAGAGGAGCCCCCAUGCUGGCUCCAGAGAACACCAUGAUGUCCUUCAACAGGAGCAUCGCGUGCGGUGUGACUGCCUUUGAAACAGACGUGCAGCUCAGUAAGGACAGAAUUCCCUUCCUGAUGCACGACAAUAAGUCGGAGUUCUUGCUGAGAACGACAAAUGUUAAGGAGAAGUUUCCCGGCCAGAAACUCAACCUCAGCACUGACCUGACCUUGGAGGAAUUACAGAGUCUGAAUGCAGGGGAAUGGUUCCUAAAGACGGAUCCCUUCUGCUCAGUGUCCCAGCUCUCAGAAGAGGAGAAGGAAACAGCCAGGAAUCAGACUAUUCCCUCCUUAGUUCAGCUCCUUAACCUCGCUGAACAACACAACAUCUCAGUGAUAUUUGAUCUAUACAGUCCCAACCAGGAAAAUGACACAGUGGACACAGUGGACACCAUCUUAAAGUCUGGAAUUGACCCAAGCAGAGUUCUCUGGCUUCCUCCAGCAGAAAGAAAAUAUGUAAACAUGACAGCACCGGGCUUCAUCCAGUACUAUAACAACGAAAGUGAGAUGCUUAAUGAAGGAGGACGGCACCUAAAUGUGAAGUACAGCAAACUGAGCAUGAAUAAAAUCAGGGAACUUCGGAUGAAUAACGUUACAGUGAACCUGUGGGUGGUUAAUGAGCGCUGGCUGUUCUCUCUGCUGUGGUGUGCAGGGGCCAGUUCUGUCACCACCAACUCUUGCCACCUCCUAAAAGAUGUGGACCAGCCCGACUGGGUGAUGCCUCGUUACAAAUACAGAAUAAUAUGGAUUUCAGUGGACAUUGCAUCUGUGGUGAUAAUGAUACUAAUCUACAUCGUUCAGCGGAAAACACACUGUUUCUGUUCCAGAGAAGAGAUGCAAAGAAACAACCCUUCAUCCUGGAAUGAGAAAGAACUGCAUCCUUUCUUACCCACUGGGCAGUUCGAUGGACAUGAGCAGCGGAGGCUUUGAUCCUGAAACUGUCAAUUAGCCUUUUCUGUCCUGCAGAGGCGGUUUGGACCUGAAUCAGGAAGAAAGCAAGAUAAUGUGAAAUGCUAUAAGCUCCAGUAUAAAGCCAUCCAAAAUUAAAAUGUUGUUUAUACUAAGAUAAUAAGAUGUGAAUCAAAUGUCAUUACGAUGCCACUGGGUGGCAGUUUCUGUUUUUUCCUGUCUAGCUGGUUAACAGGGUUCAUCUUUCAAAGGGUUUUCAUGUAUAAUUGUUCUUCUGUUACUACUGAAAUAUACUGCUUUUGACAGUCUGAUUGUAUAACCUGCACUGUAUAUAUGCAUUGCUUUCCUUUUUAUUUCACCGUUUUUCUUUUGAGUUCUACAGCAAUGAAUCAUCGUGUCAUUUCGAAAAGACGAGCCUGUAAUCUGAGCCAUAAACACUAAAACUAUUUUUUACACUA